UCGCCACAGCUCAAGGCUACUUUCUCGCGGAACCCGUGAGCGGAAGCCCUCGCCACCUCAGCUUCGAAGCCCUUCGCGUCCUCCGCUCGCUCUUCCUCGCCUGAAUGAUGCCCGACUCCUUGACCGGAGUUGGGUAGCGUCACGCGAGAGGAGGCGGCCCUCGGAAGCCAAAGGCCGGGGCAACCCGGCCGCACUUCCGCCUCCCCGGCUGCCGGAAGGUAGAGCGCACGCGCUCCCGGCGACUCCGGCGCGGUUGACUUCCGCUCCCACUGUGCUCUGCGAGCCGAAUCAUGGAUCACACUGACAAUGAGUUACAAGGCACUAAUAGUUCUGGAUCAUUGGGUGGUCUUGAUGUUCGAAGAAGAAUUCCUAUAAAGCUCAUCUCCAAACAAGGGAACAAAGCCAAAGCUGCACCUCGCACGCCAAGGACUAUAAACAGAAUGCCUGCAAAGGCUCCCCCUGGUGAUGAAGGAUUUGAUUAUAAUGAAAAGGAACGGUAUGACUGUAAAGGGGGCGAACUGUUUGGAAGUCAACGAAGAUUUCCUGGACACCUUUUUUGGGACUUUCAGAUAAACAUCCUAGGUGAAAAAGAUGAUACUCCAGUUCAUUUCUGUGACAAAUGUGGAUUGCCUAUUAAGAUCUAUGGGCGAAUGAUUCCAUGCAAGCAUGUUUUUUGCUAUGACUGUGCUAUUUUACAUGAAAAAAAGGGAGAUAAGAUGUGUCCAGGGUGUAGUGAUCCUGUGCAGCGAAUUGAGCAGUGUGCACGUGGUUCUCUCUUCAUGUGUAGCAUUGUUCAAGGGUGCAAGAGAACGUAUUUGUCUCAGAGAGACUUACAGGCUCAUAUCAACCACCGCCAUCUGAGAGCUGGAAAACCUGUUACCCGAGCUUCACUUGAAAAUGUUCAUCCUUCUAUUGCCCCACCACCAGCUGAAAUCCCUGAUCGUUUUAUAAUGCCACCAGACAAGCACCAUAGUAUGAGCCAUAUUCCGCCAAAGCAGCACAUCAUGAUGCCACCACCUCCUUUGCAACAUGUUUCACAUGAGCACUAUAAUCAGCCACAUGAGGAUAUUCGUGCUCCUCCAGCAGAAUUGUCCAUGGCUCCACCUCCACCUCGUUCAGUCAGUCAGGAAACCUUUCGUAUUUCAACAAGAAAACACAGCAAUUUAAUAACUGUCCCUAUUCAGGAUGACUCAAAUUCAGGUGCUAGAGAACCACCACCUCCUGCCCCAGCACCUGCUCACCAUCAUCCUGAAUAUCAGGGUCAACCAGUGGUAUCGCACCCUCAUCAUAUUAUGCCUCCACAGCAACAUUAUGCACCACCCCCACCUCCUCCACCACCAAUAAGCCAUCCAAUGCCACAUCCUCCCCAGGCUGCAGGUACUCCUCACUUGGUUUAUAGCCAAGCUCCUCCUCCUCCAAUGACCUCUGCUCCACCACCAAUAACCCCUCCCCCUGGACAUAUCAUUGCCCAGAUGCCACCUUAUAUGAAUCAUCCUCCUCCAGGACCUCCCCCACCUCAACAUGGUGGUCCACCUGUUACUGCACCCCCUCCUCAUCAUUAUAAUCCUAACUCUUUACCCCAGUUCACUGAAGAUCAAGGAACUCUGAGCCCUCCAUUUACACAGCCAGGAGGAAUGAGUCCUGGUAUAUGGCCUGCACCAAGAGGGCCACCUCCUCCUCCACGAAUGCAGGGCCCACCUUCUCAAACCCCACUUCCUGGACCACAUCAUCCAGAUCAGACAAGAUAUAGACCAUAUUAUCAAUGAUAAGAGUAUUUUGAACUGAAGAUAUGAAAAAAUGUGUAGUCAACCUUUUAAUUAAGCUUUGACUGUUCUGGGAAGGAAAAAUCUUAUUGAGAUGGCUAUAAAACACUUAGGGUCUUAUCUCUUAAAAUGGUUUUAAAUCUUCAUCUUAGGGUUGAUUUCAAGUACUAUACUGUAGUGCAGAUAAGUGGCUCAGUGGAGCACAGCUAUAUUUUAACAACUUUGAUCCCCUAGUGUGGUAAAUUGGCCCACAGGUGACCAUUUGUAAAAAAAAAAAAAAUUUGAAAAUUUUUAUUCCACUUUAAAAGGUGUUGCUUUUGUUAAACCCAGUUUUGUUUUUCUUGUGACACAUUUUGUUAACCUGUGUAAAAGGAUUAAAUUUCAAUAUGGUUGUAAAAAUGCUAUUUUUAUGUGAAUUUAAGUGCAACCACAUACUGUUUUUUAAAACCAUAUGUUUUACCACUAAUUUCCCAAAGUUACAAUAAAAUCUUAAAAGUAAAAAUCUAGAAUUUACUGUAAGGCAGACUGUUAAAUGAUAGAGAAUUAACAUUUUAGGCACUGAAAUUUUGAGAUAUAUUAAGUAUAUAAUGCACUUCACUUGGAUGCCUUUUCAUUUAUGCAGUUCAGGAGCUCCAAAAUACGUUGAAAUUCCAGUAUUGAGAUAUAUUUAUGUUUGAAAUAUUAAAGGCAUUACUAAUUAUUUGGAAAGAUAUGGCCAAAGUAACUGAUUACAGUCUCCAAAUAGUUAGGGGGAUGCUGUUAUUCAUUAAUGCUUUUUACUGAAUGGUUGGAAUCACAUAAUUCACCACACUUUUUAAUCUUAAGUAACAUUAUAUAACUUUAAAUGGUGUUUAGAUGAAGGGUGUUCUACUCUACUCAUUGUCUUUAAUAUUUAGGGUUGAAAAGGCUGUAUGUAAUUCCUCAGUUCAUGAUAGAGUUUGAUCCUGUGCUUAAGUGUGGUCUUGUUUAUUGGAGUUUAAAUCACAAUAUGAAUGCCAUGGAUGAAUUUGAAUACUGUAUUAAUGAAGGACAUUCUUGUAGUUACACACUUGCAUUGCUCAGGUUUCAUUACUGUGUGAUAAGAUUUCUUUCUUUAACUUGGAAUUUGAAAACUAUUAAUUUCCUUUUUCUUUUAUUGAUUAAGUAGUCUAAAAUUUGGGAUAUUUUAGCAUGGAAUCAACAGUGAAGACUACCAGAUGAUUUUUUAUUGGAGAAAAAGAAUAACUAAAUUGUGAAUUUCAGUGCUUUAUAAGGUGCCUUUAGAGUCGGCCUUUGCGUUGUAGGGGCUUGUUAUAGUCCAGCUAAGAUAACCACUCAGUUUCUACAGAACUCAUGUACACUUCGUUAUUCUUAGGAUAUAUCAUUAUAUAUCCUUUGAGUAAACCCCUGUGAAGUAUUUCCUUCCCCCUAAAAUGGUGCAUAAUAUAAACAUGAAAUAUGUAGUGUGCAGAUAUCAUUUAUUAAAUAGUUUGUAGUAUAUACAUUUAGAACAUUUCUUUUUGACAAAGGGUGAACUGAUUGCUAUUUACCACUUAAUUCUGUCAGUUACAGGCAAAACAAUUUCUCAUUUUGGAUAAUCAGAUGCAAAGUCACCUAUGAACUUAAAAGAGUUGAAGUUAGAAAUAAUACAAAUGGCCAUUUCAACCAUGACCAGUUGAAAAUAAUGAAUACACUUUUAACUGACUUUCCACACUUAUCAAUUAGAGAAUCCAAUGUUAAUGUAAUACUUCUAGUGAGAAAAUUUUGUUAUUAGAAGCAUGGGAGUGAAAUAGUGUGAAAAGUUGGUGGGAAGUGCUUCUAUCAUAUUACUGUAGGUACUUGGACUGGUGCAAACUUGAUUCCCUUUCAUGCCUCUAUCUAAUAGCCGUUAAAAAUCCUAUGCUAUUUGUUUCAUGUAAUAAGAGAAUAUCCAAAUUUUUUAGAGCUCAAUUAUUUAUGAAGAACUCUUCUGUUUUUAUUGAAAUUCUCUAGAGUUGAAUGUGGCUAUAAAACCACUUAGCCUAUGUACUGGACAAAAAAAUUAGAAUCAUGAUAAAAGUACACAUGUUAAGAAUUCUCAUAGGCAUUUAAAGUGAUUUAUUUUCAGUUAGGUUUAAGAAAUAUGUUAUGCAGGGAGGCAGAUCAGAUGAAUGUCCUAGCAGACAAAUGUGUUAGACUUGAAUUCAUCCAGUUAUUGUUUGAACGGGGUUUGGGGGAGGGAGGGUAGUAGUAGGAUAACAAAAUUACUGUUAGUAUUUCUUUCCUUAAAAAAGAUGUGAAUUCCAGCUUUAUUUCAGGGAAGCCUUUGAAACUAUAAUGGGCAUAGUUCUAAAUUAAAUGUAUGUAUGUUUCAUUAUAUUGCUCCUAAGACUACUGAGGUGGCAGUUUAAUUCUUAAAAAACAAUAAAAUGGAACCAUAAAUACUAUAUUGCCUAAAUGAGUUUUUACCUAAUGACACAUUUGGGAUAAUGUAGAAUUUUUCAUGUUUUUAUUGAUAGAACUUUUAUAGUAAAAUUAGGUUCAUAUUUGGAGAUUAAAACCAGCAAGUUGAAUGUUAAAUUUCUUCAGUGGCAUGUUUGUUCAGAAUAUUAUAUAGUAUUUGGGGAAAUAGUUGCAAAGGCCAUAAAAAACAAAAACUUUAUAUCCGUUUUGCCCUGUAAAAACCACUGGCUCAAAAUUAUUGUGUAAAUACUAGCUAGGCAACAUUGAAAUAUAAAUGAAAAGAUAAUUGCACAUAUUUUUUAACUCACAUAGGAAGCUUAUCAUGUGAAGUAUAGUAUACAGAGCUGCUUUAGGCUUUGUACUAGAAGAGUGUCUUUCAUACACCUUUUUGGUCCUGUCUCAUAAAAAAUUUCGUGGAAGUCCUAUAAGUAAUGGAAAAAACUCACAAAUAUCUAAAACAAAAGUGCAUUCUAAUUAUUAGAUAUGCCAUCAAAUUGAUAUAUUGAUGUUGAAAUGUGACAAUACUCAAACAUUUUCUGAAGUGGAUGAAUUUUUCACUGGUUUGUAAGUAAUCUCUCGUGGCCUUUGAUCUAAGCAGAAUUUACUUACUGCAAUUUAUGCACAAUCUAAUAAAGCAGUAUUGGCUAUCUUAGACUUAAGGGGACAGGGAGGUAAGCCAGUUAAAAUACUUAGUAGUGAUACUAAUAACAUUUGGAUUUUGUUUUGAUUUAUGCUCCUUUUAAUUUCCCAGCAUUGAGGGAAAGAGUGUUAAAGUAGAAUUCUUAAAGGAACAAUUUCGUGUUAAAGUUUUGUUGUCUAUAAGAAUUUUUAGGCAUUAUUGGAUCACAGGAUUGAAAUGAACAAUGAUAGGUCAUGGGUUUAGCUCAUAAUUGGACAGGACCAUGUCUUUUUUUUUUUUUUUUAAUCUAGUGUUUUGAAAUGUUAAUCUAUUAACCCCAGAAUACCCCACUUCUAAGUCUUUGUAGGCACCAAGUCUCAUAAUUGCACUUAAAGUCCAUUUCUUACUAAUCUACUU
Pipistrellus kuhlii (Kuhl's pipistrelle) is the source of this 5220-nucleotide messenger RNA. RefSeq names its product Cbl proto-oncogene like 1 (gene CBLL1). Bases 291 to 1766 code for a protein of 491 amino acids. The record is from RefSeq and is a predicted model, not a curated record. NCBI's taxonomy places the organism in Eukaryota, Metazoa, Chordata, Mammalia, Chiroptera, Vespertilionidae. Gene Ontology annotation, biological process: protein ubiquitination; regulation of cell adhesion. The transcript has 6 exons. Gene Ontology annotation, molecular function: ubiquitin protein ligase activity.